UCUCUCUCUCUGCUUCUUCAGGGUUUUAGUUUACCUGGCUGUUAAUAUAAUCUCAUUUUUUCCAAAUUUUAGGGCUUUCCAAUUAUUCUUUAUUUUCCUAAUAAAUUUAAUUGUCCAUUAUAUAAUCACCAUGAGCUCAACUUUGCGUUAAAUUAUGGUUUUUGCUCAGCACCUAUCGUUUGUACAUUAGGGCUUUUAUUAUUAUUUUUUAUUUUAAUUUUGGGUGCAUGAACGCAAGUGUUCUCUGUGUUAUUGUUGGAUUCUUAUUUCAUUAUAUGUAGACAUUUUGUUUGGUGAUGCAUAUUGGUGGCACAAAGUUUUAAUUUUUGUUUAAAAAUGAUGAAUUGUUGGGUUUGUUUGGUACAAAGUAAUGGAACCCAAUUCUGGGUUUCUAAAGUAUUCUUUAGAAAAGGAAUAAUGUUUCUUUUACCAAUAAUUCAAAGCUGGAAUUUGGGUGGAUCAUAGGCAUUUUUUUUUUUUUUUAAUAUUUUUUGAGAAUUGGAUUGUAGUUUAAUACUGUUGCCCAUGAAUAUGAGAAAAUGCAGCUAUGUAUGUGAAUUGUAAGAAAAUGAUUUUACUUUAAAAUAACCCCAAGGUUCAAAUGCUCUUUCAGUUUGAUGCGAGCAUACCAGUGUUUAUUCUUGAACUAGUUCCCUAAUAAGUAAUAACAGAUUUUGAAAUAAAGCAAUGCAAAAUUCAGCUGCUUGUUUGUUUAGAAUAAUUUUAAAUUAGUUACAGAGACAAGAGUAAGAGUCUCUCAUGUCUUUUGGUAUUUGUCUGUGUUGAGUACUGUUGAGCUAGUCUUCGUUUAAGUUAUCCAUAGUCCUUUCUUGGUCUAAUUUCCUAUGCAAUUUAGCUACUGUUAGUUAAAAAUAAGUUAUUAUGAACCUCCAAAAGUUACUUCUUAAAUCUAAGUGGUUUUAUAGAUUUGUGAGGGGCACGAUAUUGACUUUAAAUAGCAAGUUCUUUGAAGAAGAAUCUUUGUCAGUGAGUGUGAGAAUUACUACUUUGUGCCGACAAGUUCAGAAUGUUUUGUAGCAUAUAAUACUUUGUUUCUUCUGAAUAAUUGGAAACCCCAAUCUGUUAGUUGAGCUCUUUAUGCUUAGGGUUUUAUCUUUGGAAGGGAAAUAAAUUCUUUUGUAUGUUUUGUCUAUUCUGAGAAGAAGCCUUAAUAAUAUUCAGUUGAUCGACUUUGAGAUCACCUUUGAUGUGAUCGUACACAGAAAUUAUGUAGGACUCUUCCAAGGAGAACUUAAUAGAGGUGAUUAUAUCUUGUAGGCUAACAUGCCAAUCUCUAUUUUCACCUUUGCAUUUUCCCUACCCUUUUGGGGUGGUGGCCAUUUGAACUCAUCCUAGACUUCAAGCAGUUAUUUGUACCUCAUUUACAUGUGUUCUUUGAGCAGCCUUUAUGUUUGCUGCUUUUGUGAUGGUUGUUACAUUUGAUGCUUUUUUCCCUCCCUUCUUUAUAAAACCUGGGGUUUUGUCUAUGGAAUUAGUGAUGUCAAGCCGAGUAACUCGCUCAAGAAGAGAACCACCUCAGCAGGACGACCAAGCAAGAGCUAGAUGGACAACAUCUCUCACUAAGAUACUUGCAGACUUGAUGAUUAACCAAGUUCAAAAAGGGAACAGACAAAAAAAUUCUUUUAGCAAGAAAGCAUGGAGGUAUAUCUCUGCUGAAUUUUAUAAGAAAACAGGGCUGAAAUGGGACAAGGAGCAAUUGAAGAACCGAUAUGCAGUCUUGAGGAGGCAGUAUAUUACUGUGAAGUCACUUCUUGAUCAAAGUGAUUUCAGUUGGGAUGAAUUCACGGGGACUAUUAUAGCCAAGGAUGAAGCAUGGACUGAAUACAUCAGGGGACAUCCUGAUGCCGAGACUUUGAAACACUCUGGCUGCCCAAUCUACAAGGAGCUAUGCUUGAUAUUCUCAGAAUCAGCUGCCAAUGGGAAACACGAUUCGUUUGCUGAAGAUGAGGGAGGGAGUCCUUCCAUUCAAUGUGCAGAUCCCUUGAGCAUGCACCCUGAGUCCAUGUCAGAUUCUGAUGAAGUGGAUGACAUUAUAGAUGACCACAAAACUACUCAACCGACCACUCCUUGUUCAACAGCAAAUCGUAAGAGAGGUCGUAAAGGAAUGGAUGACGUAAUUGCAGGAGCUAUAAUGGAGAUGGCCGCUGCUUCAAAGCUAAGGACAGCCGCCAUGCUGCAAUGUAAUGCCCGACAUACCAUAGCCGAUUGUAUAAGAGAACUGGAUGAGAUGCAAGGUGUUGAUGAAAAGGUCUAUUUGGCUGCUCUAGAUCUAUUCAACAAGCCUAAUGCAAGGGAGAUUUUCUUGUCUCUCAAAGGUGACAAGCGCUUGAUUUGGUUGCAUAGCAAGUGUGCUGCUUAAUCCAGCACCUUUAGGCUGACAGAGGAAACAGCUUGUAUUUGGUCGGGUCAUCUGCUAUAUAUCUAGUAAAUAAUAGUAGCAUUUUUCUCCUUGUGUACAGCGACCAAGUACCAGUUGACUUGUAUAUGUUUAGUUCAGGUUUCAGUGUUAGGCAUUCUAAACCAAAAUUUAAGGAUAAUGCUAUAUUAAUUUUAGUGCAAAAUACGCUCAUGGUCUUUAUUAUA
Molecule: messenger RNA, 2604 nt
Organism: Quercus lobata
Lineage: Eukaryota; Viridiplantae; Streptophyta; Magnoliopsida; Fagales; Fagaceae
Product: L10-interacting MYB domain-containing protein-like
Exons: 2
Coding region: 1409-2380 (323 amino acids)
Source: RefSeq, a predicted model, not a curated record